AUGGGUCGUCCGAGGCGUCAGAAUGUUGAUAGUGCUAACAAUCGGUUGGUAGAUCGUGUACGCGCGUCAUGGGAUGCGUCGUUACGUUCAAUUAAAAAGAUUAAUACAUUAGCCGAAGAAGCUAAAAUAAAUGUUGAACGUCGCGCAUUAUUUGAAGCUCAUCACGUAUCAUUGAAACGGUUCAUUGAACAAUUUGAGUUACAACAACAAGAAGUAUUGAAUGCUCUUGUAGAAGUAGAUAAUGUAGUCGAGUUUGAGACUGUUGAUGCGGAGGUCACUGAUGUUAUGGAAGGAGUAUGCACAAAUAUUCAAGUCAUUGUAACGGGCUUCCAAAGUGCUCCUCUCAGUAUGGCAUCAAAUACUAUGGGUUUUAGUAGUACAAGGCAAGUAUCACCGGCAGUGGUGCUUCCAAAAAUUGAAUUACCAAAAUUUGAUGGUGAGGUACUAGGCUGGGCUUCGUUUCGGGACAUGUUUCAGUCAUUAGUGUAUGACAACACUUCUAUCUCCAACAUUGAACGUUACCAUUAUUUAAUAUUUUGCUUGUCCGGUCCAGCACUAACGGUAGUGAAAGCGAUUCCUCUGACGGCGGAUAAUUAUAUCAUUGCGUGGGACGCGUUACAAAAAUCAUUUGACAAUCAAAGAUUAUUAGCAUCUGCACAUAUUGACAAAUUAUUUUCAUUUGUACUUUUAAGAAAGGAAUCGUUGUCGUCACUGUGCUCUUUUGUUAACAUAUUUAUGGAAAAAGUUGCUGCUAUUAAGGCACUUGGGGUGAAUGAUCUCUCUGGCUUUAUUUUGUUUCAUAUCAGCGCUCGCGUUAUUGAUCCAGAAACGAGAAGACUUUUUGAAGCCAGUAUUUCUCAGAAUUCAGUACCUAAUUUAGAUACUUUGUUACAAUUUUUCGCACAAAGAUGUAAGAUUUUAGAAAAUGUUGGAACUAAUGAUAAACAAGAUAAUACUGUUAAAAGUAAUGAUAAGAGGAUGAAAAUAGGGUCUCUUGGUAGAACCUCGCUUUCAGUUUCAACUUCAUCUACCACAGCCAAGUGUGUAUUUUGUGAACAGAAUCACCCGUUAUAUCUCUGUUUUACGUUCAAACGGCAGUGGGUCGCAGCGAGGAGGAAGCUUGUCAGUUACAACAAUGUGUGUUUUGUUUGCUUAAAUACGGGACAUCAAACAAAAUCAUGCACGUCGACGUUCAAGUGUCGAACGUGUGGUGGCAAGCAUAGUAUCCUAUUGCAUCUGGACAAUAUGAAGACGGUCGUUGAUAGUGAUGUCAAGCGCUCAACGGAGAGUGCGGAGUCGACGGCAAACAAGAUACCUACCGACAGUCCAAUCAAGUUCUCCGGGGCUGCGCGUUCAGAAACCACAGUGAUUCUAGGCACAGCAAUUGUACGCGUGAUUGACAGCAUGGGCAAUUUACAACCGGUACGCGUUUUGCUGGAUAUUGGGUUCCAGGUGUCCGCGAUCACGUCGGAGUGUUCGUCUCGACUUGGAUUAAAAUGUAUCAAGAGCCGAAUAGAGGUAACAGGACUAUCUCAACAACGAGUGACUAAAGUCAAGGGUGUCACGCAAUGUAAAUUUGCCCCUCUUCACACGGAAGGUCCGCAGUUUUGUGCUUCAAGCGUCAUCUUCCUUAACCACAUCACCAUGCCAUUAUCGAGUGAUAAACUGCCUACUACGGUGCGGGAACGGUAUCACCAUUUAGUCCUUGGCUGA
Sipha flava (yellow sugarcane aphid) is the source of this 1713-nucleotide messenger RNA. RefSeq lists its product as uncharacterized. Lineage: Eukaryota; Metazoa; Arthropoda; Insecta; Hemiptera; Aphididae. The record is from RefSeq and is a predicted model, not a curated record. The transcript has a single exon. The coding region runs from base 1 to 1713 and encodes 570 amino acids.